Messenger RNA from Spinacia oleracea (spinach), 702 nucleotides. RefSeq lists its product as uncharacterized. Bases 1 to 702 code for a protein of 233 amino acids. The transcript is spliced from 2 exons. The record is from RefSeq and is a predicted model, not a curated record. Lineage: Eukaryota; Viridiplantae; Streptophyta; Magnoliopsida; Caryophyllales; Amaranthaceae.
AUGCAAGCUGGUGCCUUUGACCAGUUCAUUUAUGCUGGCAAAUUCAAGAUUAGCAAAAUGUAUAAGUAUUUGCAUGAUAUUGGAGGGCAUGUUGCCUGGAAGAGAAUUAUAUGUAAUAGCAAAGCUACCCCUAAAGCUUCCUUCAUUGUUUGGUUGGCACUGCAGAAAAGGCUCCCUACUAAGGAUAUGUUGAGAAGUUGGGGGAUGAGUAUUUCUAGUUCCUGUGAGCUGUGUCAGGCUGCUGAUGAAAGCCUUGACCACAUGUUCUUUGAUUGUUCAGUUUCUAAGGAGGUUUGGAGUUGUGUUCUUUUGCAGCUGGGAGUCAGUAGGUCAGUGAUGCAAUGGGAGUUGGAAGUGCAGUGGUGUUCAGUCAAAAGCAGAAGCACAAAAGAAGCUGAUAUCAAAAGAAGUAUUGCAUUCUCAGAGACUGUUUAUGCUUUGUGGCUGCAGAGGAAUGCUAAACUCUUCAAGAACAAACUUGAUUCCGUUGAUUGUAUUAUUAGGAGAGUCUUAUUCAUUGUUGCUUGUAGGAAAGCCCGAAGAGAAGCUGAGGAGAAAGAAGCUGAAAACAAGAGGAAGGAGGCUGACAAAAAGGAGGAAGGACAUAAAGAUGAAACAAUGAGGAAGGAGGCUGAGAAAAAGAAGGGGGAAUAUGAAGGUGAAUAUAGGAGGAUUCGGGCUCAGAAAAAACAAAGAGUAUGA